AUGGCAAUCGUCUUCGUCUUCCUCUUCCUCUCUCUCUUCCUCUGCAUUCACUUCUCAAGUGCUGAGCCGUUUGUAGGAGUGAACUACGGCCAGGUGGCAGACAACUUGCCGCCGCCGCCGGCCACCGCGAAGCUUCUACAAUCCACGUCGAUAGAGAAAGUCAGGCUGUACGGUGCGGAUCCGGCGAUCAUCAAGGCUCUAGCUAACACCGGGGUCGGAAUCGUUAUCGGAGCUGCGAAUGGGGAUAUUCCGGCUUUGGCCUCCGAUCCCAACUCAGCUGCUCAGUGGAUUAACUCGAACGUUUUGCCUUUCUACCCCGCUAGCAACAUCAUUCUCAUCACUGUUGGCAACGAGGUUUUGACUACAAAUGACCCGAACUUGAUAAACCAACUGCAACCAGCGAUGCAAAAUAUGCAAAACGCCAUUAACGGGGCGAAACUCGGUGGUAAGAUCAAGGUCUCAACGGUUAACUCAAUGGCGGUGCUGAGUCAAUCCGACCCGCCGUCUUCCGGGUCGUUUAGCCCGAGUUAUCAACCGGCAUUGAAAGGCUUGCUUCAGUUCCACAAGGAUAACGGAUCCCCCUUUGCCAUUAAUCCUUACCCGUUUUUCGCUUACGAAAGUGACUCGAGACCUGAAACGCUUGCUUUCUGCUUGUUUCAACCCAACGCCGGACGAGUUGACUCGGGAAACGGCGUCAAGUACAUGAACAUGUUCGAUGCUCAGGUUGAUGCUGUGCAUUCUGCUUUGGGUGGUAUGGGGUUCAAGGAUGUCGAGAUUAUGGUUGCCGAGACAGGAUGGCCGUAUAACGGCGACAGUAACGAAGUCGGACCUAGUGUCGAAAAUGCGAAAGCAUACAACGGGAAUUUGAUUGCACACUUGAGAUCAAUGGUUGGGACUCCAUUGAUGCCUGGGAAAUCUGUGGAUACUUACCUCUUCGCACUCUAUGACGAGGACUUGAAACCGGGCCCUGGUUCCGAACGCGCAUUCGGACUUUUCAAGCCCGACCUUUCCAUGACAUACGAUAUCGGCAUUUCGAAGAGUAGUCGGACUCCAUCGACCCCUAAAACACCGGUGACUCCCCAACCGAAACCGACCGCAACCGGCUGGUGCAUGCCUAAGGCCGGUGUCUCUGAUGCUCAAUUGCAGUCGAGUCUAGAUUAUGCCUGCAGCCAAGGCAUCGACUGCGGCCCGAUCCAACCAGGAGGUGCCUGUUUCGAACCGAAUACCGUAGCAUCGCACGCAGCUUACGCCAUGAACCUUUACUACCAGUCUUCUGCCAAGAAUCCAUGGAAUUGCGACUUCUCACAGACGGCAACACUAACAUCCCAAAAUCCUAGUUACAGUAAUUGCAUCUACCCAGGUGGGAGCACUUGAAAGAACUUUAGUGUAAAAGAAAUGGGGUCACCCUUUGCUUCUUGCAUGUCUUAGUGUGUACCAUGUUUUCAAGCAUAAAAGUAUUAUAUUAUGGUCAAUGAUUAAUGCCUAAACUCUGUAGAUUCAUGUCAGUUUUUUGUUGUUUUUGAUCCACUAUUAUUAAUUUUUUCUAUUAUGAUUUAGUUAUGAA
Hibiscus syriacus is the source of this 1564-nucleotide messenger RNA. Its product is annotated as glucan endo-1,3-beta-glucosidase 7-like. Gene Ontology annotation, molecular function: hydrolase activity, hydrolyzing O-glycosyl compounds. The coding region runs from base 1 to 1374 and encodes 457 amino acids. Gene Ontology annotation, biological process: carbohydrate metabolic process. Gene Ontology annotation, cellular component: plasma membrane. Lineage: Eukaryota; Viridiplantae; Streptophyta; Magnoliopsida; Malvales; Malvaceae. The record is from RefSeq and is a predicted model, not a curated record. The transcript has 6 exons.